This is a messenger RNA of Salmo salar (Atlantic salmon), 2527 nucleotides long. Its product is annotated as UPF0450 protein C17orf58 homolog. Lineage: Eukaryota; Metazoa; Chordata; Actinopteri; Salmoniformes; Salmonidae. Gene Ontology annotation, molecular function: protein binding. The record is from RefSeq and is a predicted model, not a curated record.
CUCUAUGGCUUCAUGAAUGAAGUGUCCCUGAUGUCACUUUGUUUACCUCUGCGUCGGAGUGACACGCCUUCCAUUCCAGGCAUAUAAACCUCAGGAAUUCAGAGACACUCCAGCAGACUUCGAAAUUGAUCCAAUAGUACUUUUCAGAAUGACAGUGAUUAUUCUACUCCUGCUGGUACUUGCGUUUACUUUUUCUGAAGCGGAGGACAAUGAGCUGUUCUCCGUGAUCAGCACCCCCCCUGAGAAGGGCCAGAGUGUUUUACCUGGCCAGAACCAUAGCACAAGGCUAGGGGCCAAAGACCCCUCUCUCCCUAUCAACGAGCUCCUGGAAAAGGGCAGCAAAGCUGGGGACUCCAAGUACGCCCUCCACCCCCUUCCCUCUGGGGUCUGGCCCAAGCACAGUGACCCUCGCCCCAGCCUCCACAACAAGAGCAAGAAGGGCCCUAAAAAUGACCGCCUGAUCGAGCACAACAGCGAGAAGAACCGCGGCGAGGCGAGUCUAGUGCUUCCCAAAACGCCACUGACCGCUGCCACCAACCGCACACAGAAAGUCAACGUGGACCCUCACCGGGACCCCCACACCAACUUCAACAAUCCCCCACAGAGUGACCCGGACAGUUACCCCAACUCUAGACCCAGGGGCCACCCUCACUCGGCCCCCUCCCCUCGCAGGGACCCCUCAACCAGAAAGCUGGACCCGGAGGAGAACCGCCCUGGGGGGAAGUCCAGUCUGUACCAGUCCGGCGGCGCCAACCGGAAUAACAGCCGCUCAUCUGUGCUCAUCAACCGUCGCUCCUCCAGCCUGCUCUACCACUUCGACAUUCUGAAACGAGAGUCUGACUUCACUCACGAGGCCGUCUGCAUGAGUGAGUGCAGGAAGGAGAAGGAGGAGAGGGAGCACUACUGCUACAGUGAAUUUGCCGUCAAUGGGGUCGUUCACGACAUAGACAUGGUGCGUAAGGGGAUUAGACUCAUCACACUGAUGGUGAGCAGCGACGGCUUCUACAAGAUGAGCCGUCUCUACGUCACUCCUGACAGCUUCUUUCUCAAAGUGCGUCUCCUUGUCCUGGACACCUACAAAUGUAGCAAGCCUUGUCCUGACAUCAAACUAGGUAGCCGGUACAUUGUAAUGGGUCAGAUCUACCACCGGAGGCGCCACCUCCCCAACGACCUCCUGGCCCUGCUGGGGGGGAAACUGAAGCCAGGGGACGGCCUCCUGCGUAGCAACAACUACGUCAAGCGCUUCAACAAGAGGAGACACCAGAAAGCCCUGGAGGCCACCCGGUCCAAGUGUAGGUAAAACCAAAACAGACUAUCGCCCCCUGCAGUGGCGGAAAAGACAUUGCAGUCGUCAACAUGAAGUGACUGAGACCUAUAACCCCUCUACAGCAUUUCAGCAGAGACGUAGAUGGAUGAGGCCAAUAUGUUGUUUUUUCCGGCAUGGACCUCCUGCACUUGUUUGUAUCAUAAUCCAGGUUGAGUGGUAAUGUUUUUGCUUGUCUGUCUGUACAGUCUUUAGCUUGUAGCUUUGCGUCCUCUUUGAUAGAAGACACAAGUGGACUCUAUUUCAAAGGUUCUCGUCUUUCAACCUCUGCUUGAAGUAUUGCCCCAUCAGAUUUCCUAAAUGUAUUUUUUUUUAAAACCUUUAUUUAACUAGGCAAGUCAGUUAGAACAAAUUAUUAUUUACAAUGACGGCCUACCCGGGCCAAACACGGACAACGCUUAUUAUUGUAAAUGAGCAUAGAGUUGGAUAGAGGGCACACUUAACAAAGAUAAAAGCUGAGCUCUCUAGUAUUGUCUCUACUCUAGUCAUUUAUUAAGAUGUCAUAGUACUUAAAAGGAUAAUUUAUUCAUGUCUGGUACAUGAAUCAGUCAGAUCAGUGCCUCUCUCAAAUUGGUUUAAUUUACGAUUGAAAAAUUCUGCCAGUGAACCCAGAGUUCUGGUUCAAUGGGAUAAUUCAGGUUGAGGACAUUUUCAUUGGCUAAUCCGAUGUAACACAACUUUUCAUCAGAAUGUUUUGGUUGUCCCGCGUCAACGCUUGAAGAUGGUGUCUGAGCAUGUGAAUGAAGCCCAAAUUUACCCUGAGGGAGGAAGACUGCCAACUCCAGCCCCACUAUUCACACGAACACACCCGCACAUCUCCAAUUGGCUUGUCCCAAGUUAUCCCAAUCAUCCAUGGGAAAGACUAUCUGUUCAGAUCUAGUUGCACACUUGUGCUUCUCCAAUGGCAAGAGUCCAAUCACAUUUCCCCUUUAGAACUUGGUAGGAAACUUUAAAGGACUUCCUAUUGACUGAUAUACAAUAUCAGCAAACUCCUAUUUAUGCCUGUAAGAAAAGCUGUCACAUUUUCAUACUGUUGUUUUGUGCCUGUCAUUUGAUUGCAGGAAAUGCACUUUUACUGUAUGUGAAAAAGAAGAGGGGGGGUAGGAUGAAAGACUGGAAAAGCAUCAACAACAAACCCCAGAGGAGGGAAAAGUUGAGAAGACAGAAAAGAGACUAAAAUAAACCUAUUUUUCUAAUGUUAAA